Messenger RNA from Drosophila ficusphila, 1442 nucleotides. RefSeq names its product ATP-dependent (S)-NAD(P)H-hydrate dehydratase (gene Naxd). Gene Ontology annotation, biological process: metabolite repair. Gene Ontology annotation, molecular function: ATP-dependent NAD(P)H-hydrate dehydratase activity. The transcript is spliced from 2 exons. The record is from RefSeq and is a predicted model, not a curated record. The coding region runs from base 38 to 925 and encodes 295 amino acids. NCBI's taxonomy places the organism in Eukaryota, Metazoa, Arthropoda, Insecta, Diptera, Drosophilidae.
ACGAAUUAAUAACACAGAGUAUUUUAAACCCAGGACAAUGUCAACAGUAUCUGAAAUACCGGUACACUUGCCAAAACUUUUGGCACUAUUUAAAACUAUAGUACCAAAGUUGGCUGAUAAUAAGCAUAAGGGACAAUAUGGACGCAUUGCCGUGAUCGGCGGAAGCGAGGAAUAUACAGGUGCACCCUAUUUCGCUGCAAUUACUUCGAUCCGUGUGGGAGCAGAUUUGGCUCAUGUGUUCUGCCAUUCAAAGGCAUCGCCAAUCAUAAAAUCCUACAGUCCCGAUCUGAUCGUACAUCCUGUUCUGGAUUGCCCAGACGCAGUAGAUAAAAUAACACCGUGGUUGGAACGACUUCACGUAGUUGUUAUUGGCCCUGGAUUGGGACGGGAACCAAGUGUCUUAAAAACGGCAUCCAACAUCCUCAAGCUUUGUAUGGAUAUUCAAAAACCGGUUGUUAUUGAUGCCGAUGGACUGUUCCUUCUUAAUGAUAACAUUGACUUGAUCCGUGGGCAGCAGAAUGUAAUUCUGACUCCUAAUGUCAUGGAAUUUCGGAGACUCUUUGGGGAGGAUAUCAAUGCUGCUCGUCAGAAAAUGUCCCUGCUUGGAGAUGGAGUUGUCGUCCUUGAGAAGGGCGCCAAUGACAAAGUUUAUUGCAACGAAAUCUACUCAAUGCCAACAGGUGGUUCCGGUCGCAGAUGCGGUGGCCAAGGCGACUUGCUUAGUGGAUCCUUAGCUACCUUUUUCUACUGGUCGUUGCAGUCCAAUCAACCAAAUCCUGCCUAUAUUGCUGCAUGUGCCUCAAGUUAUUUUGUUAAAAGACUGAACUCGGCUGCGUUUCAAAAGUUUGGACGAAGUUUAUUAGCGAGUGAUAUGGUUAAUGAAAUACCCGCAGUGUUUCAGGCUGAUUUUGAAAAUAGUGUCUGAAACUGGAACAGGCUAUAUUCCCAACAAAAGUUUUUACAUUUUAAGAAAGGCCAACAUCAAACUAAAUCGUAUUUAAGUUUGCGAAAAGGAAUAUAACUACAUACGUACGAAUUUAUUCCAAAUUUCUUUGUUAGUAAUGUUUGCAUUUAAUUAUUCUUCAUUUAAUCUAUUUCCCAACGCUUUUAUACGAGGGUCUCACUUUUUAUUUUACACAAUUUAAGGAAAACACCUGUUUUUGACAUAACUUUUCGAAUUAAAAAUAACAACAUCUGUUCCUUAAAUUCAAACUAUAUAACAAAAAGAAGAACUUAUGUCGUUCACCUAAACCAACUAAUUGGAAAAGCAUUCGGAAUUUUUAUCAAAUCUUAUGAACACAUAUCUAUAUAUAUUUUGUUGCUGUCUGGGUUUUGGUAUACCAGUUAUAAAUUACUAUAAUUUAAAGGGCAAAUAAGAAUAUCUACGAAACAUAAAGUUUAAAAAUAAAUACUUUUACUCGUUUUACGGAUUAUCAUCUUAA